Molecule: messenger RNA, 941 nt
Organism: Larimichthys crocea (large yellow croaker)
Lineage: Eukaryota; Metazoa; Chordata; Actinopteri; Sciaenidae
Gene: isg15
Product: ISG15 ubiquitin like modifier
Exons: 2
Coding region: 172-639 (155 amino acids)
Molecular function (GO): protein binding
Source: RefSeq, a predicted model, not a curated record
GGAUGGGAAACGAAAGGGGCGGUGUCGAUCAGCUGAGGCGGUGUGUAUAUAAACUGUGGUGAGCUCAGCUGGAAACACUCGCACAGCUGCUUCUGAACAUCACCUGUUUACGGGCAUCGUCUCAAGACUUUUACAGAGGUUUUCUGAAGUGAUCGCAAGGACACUUUAAUCAUGGAUAUAAACAUUGUUAUGCUGGAUGGAAAGACCCACAUCCUGAGGGUGAACCCACAUGACACAGUGGGCUCUCUGAAAACGCUCAUCCAGAACAAAGUGGGAGUUCCCCCUCAGAAACAAAAGCUGAUCUUUGUGAACGGACAGAGGACACCUCUCAGCGACGACUCCCAGUAUAUCAGCCACUACGGUCUGCAGUCCGGCUCUCAGGUGUCUCUGCUGAUCACACAGCCCAAGACCUUCCAGGUGUUCCUGAACAACCUGCAGGGUCAGAAGAGCACCUAUGAUAUCAAACCUGACGAGACUGUGAUGAACUUCAAGAGGAGGGUGGAGCAAAGAGAGGGGGUCCCUGUGAACCAGCAGAGGCUGCUCCACCAAAGCAGGGAGCUGCUGGAUGGGAAACUUUCAGACUACGACGUCAAGGAACUGAGCACCAUCAACAUGACAGGCCGCCUGAGAGGAGGUUAAAAUGUCAGAAAGAUAAAAUAGUAUACUUUACAUUUUUUAAUUUAUCAGUAUUUUUAUUUGAAAAAAAUCAAUACAUUCCCGGAUACAUAAUUGUGUAAUGUCUUAAAAACAUGUUUUAAUGCUUUAUUUUGUUUUUGGGGGCGUACAAAUGUCAGACACAUACAGCAUGUUAGAAUAUUAUUUGGACCAAUGAAAGAUUAAAUUAUGUUAACUGAACACUGUUGCUAAAUAAAGUCUGUGAAUUUACAUUUCCUGUCCUGUUGUAUCAUGUGUUGACUAAAUAAAACUUACAUAUAUUUAAA